AUGACGCGCUCAGGGCACUACGGCCGGCGACCUCGCCGUGGGUCGGCGGCCGGCGGCCUCGCCGUGGGUCGGCGGCCGGCGGCCUCGCCGUGGGUCGGCGGCCGGCGGCCUCGCCGUGGGUCGGCGGCCGGCGGGCCUCGCCGUGGGUCGGCGGCCGGCGGCCUCGCCGUGGGUCGGCGGCCGGCGGCCUCGCCGUGGGUCGGCGGCCGGCGGCCUCGCCGUGGGUCGGCGGCCGGCGGCCUCGCCGUGGGUCGGCGGCCGGCGGCCUCGCCGUGGGUCGGCGGCCGGCGGCCUCGCCGUGGGUCGGCGGCCGGCGGCCUCGCCGUGGGUCGGCGGCCGGCGGCCUCGCCGUUGGUCGGCGGCCUUGCCGUUGGCCGGCUGCCGGCGACCGGCGGCCUUGCCGUUGGUCGGCGGCCGGCGGCCUUGCCGUUGGUCCGCGGCCGACGGCCUUGCCGUUGGUCGGCGGCCGGCGGCCUUGCCUUGGUCGGCGGCCGGCGGCCUUGCCGUGGGUCGGCGGCCGGCGGCCUUGCCGUGGGUCGGCGGCCGGCGGCCUUGCCGUUGGUCGGCGGCCGGCGUCCUUGCCGUUGGUCGGCGGCCUUGCUGUUGGUCGGCGGCCGGCGGCCGGCGGCCUUGCCGUUGGACGGUGGCCUUGCCGUUGGCCGGCGGCCUUGCCGUUGGUCGGCGGCCGGCGGCCUUGCCGUUGGUCGGCGGCCGGCGGCCUUGCCGGUGGUCGGCGGCCUUGCCGUUGGUCGUCGGCCGGCGGCGAUGCCGUUGGUCGGCGGCCGGCGGCCUUGCCGUUGGUCGGCGGCCGGCGGCCUUGCCGUUGGUCGGCGGCCGGCGGCCUUGCCGUUGGUCGGCGGCCGGCGGCCUUGCCGUUGGUCGGCGGCCGGCGGCCUUGCCGUUGGUCGGCGGCCGGCGGCCUUGCCGUUGGUCGGCGGCCGGCGGCCUUGCCGUUGGUCGGCGGCCGGCGGCCUUGCCGUUGGUCGGCGGCCGGCGGCCUUGCCGUUGGUCGGCGGCCGGCGGCCUUGCCGUUGGUCGGCGGCCGGCGGCCUUGCCGUUGGACGGCGGCCUUGCCGUUGGCCGGCGGCCUUGCCGUUGGCCGGCGGCCGGCGGCCUUGCCGUUGGUCGGCGGCCUUGCCGUUGGUCGGCGGCCGGCGGCCUUGCCGUUGGUCGGCGGCCGGCGGCCUAGCCGGUGGUCCGCGGCCGGCGGCCUUGCCGGUGGUCGGCGGCCGGCGGCCUUGCCGGUGGUCGGCGGCCUUGCCGUUGGUCGGCGGCCUUGCCGUUGGCUGGCGGCCGGCGGCCUUGCCGUUGAUCGGCGGCCGGCGGCCGGCGGCCUUGCCGUUGGUCGGCGGCCGCGGCCUUGCCGUUGGUCGGGGGCCGGCGGCCUUGCCGUUGGUCGGCGGCCGGCGGCCUUGCCGUUGGUCGGCGGCCUUGCCGUUGGUCGGCGACCGGCGGCCUUGCCGUUGGUCGGCGGCCGGCGGCCUUGCCGUUGGUCGGCGGCCGGAGGCCGGGCCGUUGGUCGGCGGCCGGCGGCCUUGCCGGUGGUCGGCGGCCUUGCCGUUGGUCGGCGGCCUUGCCGUUGGCCGGCGGUCGGCGGCCUUGCCGUUGGUCGGCGGCCGGCGGCCUUGCCGUUGGUCGGCGGCCGGCGGCCUUGCCGUUGGUCGGCGGCCGGCGGCCUUGCCGUUGGUCGUCGGCCGGCGGCCUGUGACCUUGCCGUUGGUCGGCGGCCGGCGGCCUUGCCGUUGGUCGGCGGCCGGCGGCCUUGCCGUUUGUCGUCGGCCGGCGGCCUUGCCGUUGGUCGGCGGCAUUGCCGUUGGUCGGCGGCCGGCGGCCUUGCCUUGGUCGGCGGCCGGCGGCCGGCGGCCGGGCCGUUGGUCGGCGGCCGGCGGCCUUGCCUUGGUCGGCGGCCGGCGGCCUUGCCGUUGGUCGGCGGCCUGCGGCCUUGCCGUUGGUCGUCGGCGGGCAGCCUUGCCGUUGGUCGGCGGCCUUGCCGUUGGCCCGCGGCCGGCGGCCUUGCCGUGGGUCGGCGGCCUUGCCGUUGGCCGGUGGCCUUGCCGUUGGCCGGCGGCCUUGUCGUUGGUUGGCGGCCUUGCCGUUGGCCGGCGGCCGGCGGCGAUGCCGUUGGCCGGCGGACGGCGGCGAUGCCGCUGGUCGGCGGCCUUGCCGUUGGUCGGCGGCCGGCGGCCUUGCCGUUGGUCGUCGGCAUGCGGCCGGCGGCCUUGCCGUUGGUCGGCGGCAUGCGGCCGGCGGCCUUGCCGUUGGUCGGCGGCCGGCGGCCUUGCCGUUGGUCGUCGGCCGGCGGCCGGCGGCCUUGCCGUUGGUCGGCGGCCGGCGGCCUUGCCGUUGGUCGGCGGCCGGCGGCCGGGCCGUUGGUCGGCGGACGGCGGCCUUGCCGUUGGUCGGCGGCCGGCGGCCUUGCCGUUGGUCGGCGGCCGGCGGCCUUGCCGUUGGUCGGCGGCCGGCGGCCUUGCCUUGGUCGGCGGCCGGCGGCCUUGCCGUUGGUCGGAGGCCCUGCUACUGGUCGGCGGCCGGUGGCCUCGCCGUUGGUCGGUGGCCGGCGGCCUUGCCGUUGGUCGGCGGCCGGCGGCCGGCGGCCUUGCCGUUGGCCGGCGGCCUUGCCGUUGGCCGGCGGCCGGCGGCCUUGCCGUUUGUCGUCGGCCGGCGGCCUUGCCGGUGGUCGGCGGCCUUGCCGUUGGUCGGCGGCCUUGCCGUUGGCCGGCUGCCGGCGGCCUUGCCGUUGAUCGGCGGCCGGCGGCCGGCGGCCUUGUCGUUGGUCGGGGGCCGGCGGCCUUGCCGUUGGCCGGCGGCCUUGCCGUUGGCCGGCGGCCUUGCCGUUGGCCGGCGGCCUUGCCGUUGGCCGGCGGCCUUGCCGUUGGCCGGCGGCCUUGCCGUUGGCCGGCGGCCUUGCCGUUGGCCGGCGGCCUUGCCGUUGGCCGGCGGCCUUGCCGUUGGCCGGCGGCCUUGCCGUUGGCCGGCGGCCUUGCCGUUGGCCGGCGGCCUUGCCGUUGGCCGGCGGCCUUGCCGUUGGCCGGCGGCCUUGCCGUUGGCCGGCGGCCUUGCCGUUGGCCGGCGGCCUUGCCGUUGGCCGGCGGCCUUGCCGUUGGCCGGCGGCCUUGCCGUUGGCCGGCGGCCUUGCCGUUGGCCGGCGGCCUUGCCGUUGGCCGGCGGCGAUGCCGUUGGUCGGCGGCCGGCGGCCUUGCCGUUGGUCGGCGGCCGGCGGCCUUGCCGUUGGUCGGAGGCCUUGCCACUGGUCGGUGGCCGGUGGCCUCGCCGUUGUUCGGUGGCCGGCGGCCUUGCCGUUGGUCGGCGGCCGGCGGCCGGCGGCCUUGCCGUUGGCCGGCGGCCUUGCCGUUGGCCGGCGGCCUUGCCGUUGGCCGGCGGCCUUGCCGUUGGUCGGCGGCCGGCGGCCUUGCCGUUUGUCGUCGGCCGGCGGCCUUGCCGGUGGUCGGCGGCCUUGCCGUUGGUCGGCGGCCUUGCCGUUGGCCGGCUGCCGGUGUUACGAUAAGAAUGAAUUGA
Closterium sp. Naga37s-1 is the source of this 3516-nucleotide messenger RNA. NCBI's taxonomy places the organism in Eukaryota, Viridiplantae, Streptophyta, Zygnematophyceae, Desmidiales, Closteriaceae. The record is from the annotation of a GenBank genome assembly.